This is a messenger RNA of Cebus imitator (Panamanian white-faced capuchin), 2206 nucleotides long. RefSeq names its product CD55 molecule (Cromer blood group) (gene CD55). The record is from RefSeq and is a predicted model, not a curated record. The transcript is spliced from 9 exons. NCBI's taxonomy places the organism in Eukaryota, Metazoa, Chordata, Mammalia, Primates, Cebidae. The coding region runs from base 255 to 1337 and encodes 360 amino acids.
AGUGCUGUCGUCCCCUAGUCCAGGGCUCCCAGGGGCAGGGGACGCCGGGGCCUCUGAUCUCAACAAACCCCUGCUCCACCCGUCUUCGUUGUUCCACCCUUGGUGAUACGGAGCCCCGGCCCGGGCCCCGCCCACAGCGCUCAUUUAACUGGUAUUGCGGAGCCGCGAGGCGCCGCCGCCGCUCACUGCAACUGGCUCGCGCCGCUGGGUGUUGCUGCGAAGUGGUGGAGUCUCCUGUCCUGACCCCGCGCGCCAUGACUGUCGCGCAGCCGAGCGCGCCCGCGGCGCUGCGCCUCCUCGGCGGGCUGCCGGGGCUGCUGCUGCUGCUGUGCCUGCCGGGCGUGCGGGGUGACUGUGGCCUUCCCCCAGAGGUACCUAAUGCCCAGCCAGUUUUGGGAGGCCUUACGAGCUUUCCCCAGGGCGCCACAGUGACGUACGAAUGUAAUGAAACCUAUGCAAAAAUUCCUGGCUCGAAGGACUCUGUGAUCUGCGGUCAGGACGAUCAAUGGACAGAUAUUGAAGAGUUCUGCAAUCGUAGCUGCAGUGCACCACCCAGACUAAGUUUUGCAGCCCUCAGACCGCCUUAUGUCAGUCAGAAUUAUUUUCCAGUUGGUACUGUUAUAGAAUAUGACUGCCGUCCAGGUUACAGAAGAGUCCCUUUUCUACCAAGAAACGUAACUUGCCUUCAGAAUUUAACAUGGUCCACAGCACCUGAAUUUUGUAAAAAGCAAUCGUGCCGUAAUCCUGGAGAACUACUAAAUGGUCACAUUGACAUACCAGAUGGCAUAUUAUUUGGUGCUUCCAUCACCUUCUCAUGUAACCCAGGGUACAAAUUAUAUGGCGAGACUACUAGUCUUUGUCUUGUCUCAGGCAACUCUGUUCAGUGGAGUGACCCAUUGCCAGAGUGCAGAGAAAUUUAUUGUCCAACACCACCAAGAAUUGACAAUGGAAUAAUUGAAGGGGAACGUGACCAUUAUGUACACACACAGUCUGUAACAUAUUUAUGUAAUAGAGGAUUCACUAUGAUUGGACACAACUCUAUUUAUUGUACUGUGAAUGGUGAAGAAGGAGAAUGGAGUGGCCCACCACCUGUAUGCAAAGGAAAAUCUGUAACUUCCAUGGCCCCACCAACAGUUCAGAAAUCUACCACAGUAAAUGUUCCAACUACAAAAGCUUCAUCAACUUCUCAGAAAACUUCAGCUUCUCAGAAAACUUCAACUUUUCAGAAAACUACCACAGCAAAUACUCAAGGUACUAUCAUGCUUCUAUCUGGCCACAUCUGUUUCACAUUGACAGUUUUGCUUGUGACGCCAGUAACCACGGGCUGGCUGACUUAGCCAAAGAAGAGUAAAGAAGAAAAUGCACACAAGUAAACAGACUGUUUCUAGUUUCUUAGACCUAUUUGCAGAUUGGACACAAUAAAUGCAGUCGUGCUCUUCAUUUAGGAUGCUUUCAUUGUCUUUCAGGUGUGUUAAGAAUGUCAACAAAGCAAAGAGAAAAGAGACAGUCUUGGAUUUACAUUCUUAGCACACCUAAGCCUCUUGAAAAUAGAACAACUUGCAGAAUUGAGAGUGAUUCUGUUCCUAAAAGUGUAGAAAAGCAUAGAGACUUGUUCAUAUUUAGAACUGGAGCACGAGGAAAAGAAAAGUAAUUUUUUUCCCCACAAGAUCUGUCAUGUUAUUUAUACUUAUAAAAGAAAUAAAAAAUGAAAAACAUUAUUUGGAUAUCAAAAGCAAAUAAAAACCCAAUCCAGUCUCUUCUAAGCAAAACUGCUAAAGAGAGAUGAACUACAUAAUAAAGUAAUCCUUGGCUAUAAGGCAUUUUCAUCUUUUCUUAUGGGCUAGAAAAAUAUUUUAAAGGUAAAACAUGCUAGUGAUCCAGGAGUGUUGAUGACAAGGGAGGGAUAUCGAAUGAAAGACUGAGUCUUCCUUUAUUGCACAAAUACAGUUUGGAAGAAACCUGUGAAACGUGUCUUCUUUGACUUAAUACCUUUAAAAGUAUCCAGAGAUAUUACAAUAUUAACAUAAGAAAAGAUUUUUUCUUAUUUCUGACGUGAGAUGUGAAAUUUGUAAAUCUUAUUCUUUUGUAAUAUUUAUUUAUAUUUAUGACAGGGAACAUAAUGAUUUUACAUGUAAAAUAAGAGUUGAAAGAUCCGUAAAGAAAAAUUUAUUUUCCCAAAAUAGAAAUAAAUAAUCCCAUUUUUUGG